AUGCGCCUUCUCAAUACUUCCACUCUGCGGGUUGAGGAAUUCCAAGCGCAGAUUCCUGAAUAUGUUAUUCUAUCGCAUACAUGGGAAGAAGAGGAGGUUACCUUCCAAGACGUGGAGUCCGGCAGGGCAUGGAAAAAGAAGGGCUAUAUGAAGCUCGUCAAGUGCUGCGAGAGAGCGGCUUCCGAUGGAUUCACAUAUUGCUGGCUUGAUACCUGCUGCAUCGACAAGACGAGUUCGGCAGAGCUAUCGGAAGCCAUCAACUCGAUGUACCAAUGGUAUAAGCAUUCGCGAAUUUGCUAUGCCUACCUCGCCGACUUCGAAAGCAUUGCUCAGUCAGAAAAAUAUGGCUGCAGAACCUUUGCCCAGAGUCGAUGGUGGACGCGAGGGUGGACAUUACAAGAGCUCCUAGCACCUGCCGUUGUAGAGUUUUAUGACGCAAAUUGGAUCGAGAUUGGCACGAAACUCAGCCUCCAUGAACAAAUCACCGAGAUCACAGGCAUUGAUGAAGGGAUUCUUCGUGGCACAAGUCUUCUCCAACGCAAUGCGGCCGUGAGAAUGUCAUGGGCUGCCGGGAGGGAGACCACGCGUGUUGAAGACCGCGCAUACUCUCUAAUGGGUCUGUUCGCCGUGAACAUGCCCCUUCUGUAUGGGGAAGGCGAACGAGCUUUCACGCGGUUGCAGGAAGAGAUAAUGCGAGCCCAGGAGGAUUAUACUCUAUUCGCCUGCCGACUAUCGCACCUCUGGCGUCAGAGGGGUCCUUGGUUUCAGCCAUGA
Trematosphaeria pertusa is the source of this 774-nucleotide messenger RNA. RefSeq names its product HET-domain-containing protein. NCBI's taxonomy places the organism in Eukaryota, Fungi, Ascomycota, Dothideomycetes, Pleosporales, Trematosphaeriaceae. The record is from RefSeq and is a predicted model, not a curated record. The transcript has 2 exons. The coding region runs from base 1 to 774 and encodes 257 amino acids.